AUGCCGACAGGGCUCCCCGAGAGUGGACUUGUGUCCAGCCGCGUGAGAAGGUCCAGAGCUCCUCUGAUCGCCUCGCUCGCAGUGCUCGCAGUGACGUUCUGGGCCUCUGAGAAACAGGACGCCGCUCAGGAAGCCUUUUUGGCUCAGCGGAGCCGCACACGGAGCGCCUUGUGCUCCGGCUAUUCCGUCUCCGGCUCAGGGUGGUCAUACUUGUCUGACAGGCGGCCCUCUUUCACAGCGGUGCAAGCGGGGAAGAAGGAAUGGUUCGGGAUCAACGAUGUUCGCGUUGUGAAGCGCAAUCCCGAGGACGUUGCUGCUUUUCACGAGAAGGAACGCACUCGCUGGCGCCAUGUGUACAACGAGGAAUACGUCGAGACUUCACAGGAUUUCUAUCCAGGUGAUCGCGUUGAAAUUAUCGAUGACGAGUCCGACUAUGAAGGGCAGCAAGGCGUCGUGAUUAAUUUCGAUUUCGAUGAUGGCUACAUGUCCUGCCAGACCACCAAUUCUCGAUAUCCGCUGACUGUGGUGCUCGACGAGCCGGCAUAG
This is a messenger RNA of Symbiodinium necroappetens, 546 nucleotides long. NCBI's taxonomy places the organism in Eukaryota, Dinophyceae, Suessiales, Symbiodiniaceae. The record is from the annotation of a GenBank genome assembly.